Molecule: messenger RNA, 687 nt
Organism: Tachysurus vachellii
Lineage: Eukaryota; Metazoa; Chordata; Actinopteri; Siluriformes; Bagridae
Product: polymeric immunoglobulin receptor-like
Exons: 4
Coding region: 1-687 (228 amino acids)
Source: RefSeq, a predicted model, not a curated record
AUGAGGACACUGAAAUAUGUAGCUGUAAAAAGAGGAGGAUCUGUCACUAUUCCAUGUCUUUAUGAAGAGAAGUACAAAGCAAACAAUAAAUUCUGGUGCAAAGGGUACUAUUGGUCUACCUGCAGUAUCGUAGCCUCUGCAAACUCAAGUGGAAAUCCAUCAGUCAUUGAUCAUCCAGAGCAGAAUUUGUUCACAGUGGAACUGAACUCUGUCUCUGUGUCUGGAACGGGUUGGUGUGCUGCAGAAAUUGGGGAUGAAUUUGAUGACCGUGAUUAUUUGUACCUGACGGUUAGUCAAGAUCCUGAUCUGUCAGUGAGGGAGAGCAGAGUGAGAGGUGAGGAAGGAGGCAGUGUCACAGUCCAGUGUCUCUACAGUGCUGCGUAUCAGAAUACACAGAAGCAGUGGUGCAGAUUUAAAGAUGAACAAUGCAACACAGUGAGGACUGAAACAUCCCAGUUUUCAGGAGGGGAUGAUGGGCGAGGAUCCUUCAGUGUGAAGAUAAGCAGACUGAAGAAGAGUGAUGCUGGAUGGUACUGGUGCAGUGCAGGAGAUCUGCAGGUUCCUAUUCACAUCAGUGUCAGUGAUCCACCUCCAGUCACUACAUCAAAUACUACAAUGGCGACUACAAACACUCAUGAAGACAAUAUGUACAUAGAGCCAGAGAUGUUCUGUAUCGCAGACAACUGA